GGUUUCGAUGUGCCUGACAAGAAGAUAAACUCAGAAACGGGGCUUCACCACCUUCAAGUAGAGAAGGAUCUUCCACCACUUCCAACCGAUGUGGAUGAGCUGACGGGCCCACAGGCCCGAUGGCGUGCCUUUAUUCCGCCGCCUCCGGCCAAUGAAAUGCAACGAAUAUCAAGCAAGGACUCGACUCCCUAUUCUGUAUUUUCCGAGCACCCCAAAAGCGCCACCAUGGCUCUAGCGCAAGCUUCUUUCAAUGUCGGAGUCAGCGCCGCAGCACUGUUGCAUUCUCGAUCAAAUUUCCUCCGCUCCCCUUCAAAUCCAUCCCUUCCCCUCCGCCACGCCGAAAGUGGUGUUGAUGUUGAUGCUGAUGAAGGGUUUGCGGACCAUCAUUUCCCCAAGCGUUCGAAAGCUCGAAAGUCCAUUUUUGGCGGGUCUCCAUUUCGCAAGUUGACUCUGUCUCGUAAAGCGACACGCACAGAUCUCGGCGGGGGGAGCUCUAUGCAGGAAUCCCCUCGGCGCCGUUCUGCGUCGGGUGGUACAUCCAUAUCGAAUGAAAGCGUUGGUGCGCAGUUUCUCUCUAAAGAUCCAUUCAUGGCGUCUACUCAUCGGCUAGGGGAACAGCCACAGUCGCAUCUCAUCCCCGCACUUACCCUGACCACUCCUGCUGUGAUAGCGCCCGUUCCCUGGAGGAACUCAACAUUUAUCGAUUCAUCGACAGCUGAAUAUGCACCCAGCCAGUACGUGUCAGCUGGUGAGACUGGCGAUUCGCCAAUUGGCCGACCAACAGCCUGCAACAGCCUUGACGAAGACAACUCGUCACCGGCUAGCUCACUUAGUUCGACAAACCUGGCUCCCAAUCUCGACAAAGUUGCAGUACAGGUUAUCAAUGAUCCUGGCUCCGCCAGGAUUCGAGAGACAGAGGGCCCCACUCUAGCCAAUACAUCAGUCAAUAGCGGUUCUUUAGUAGGGAACUUCCAAGGUCCCCCCGACGCAGCUGAGCUCCCCUCUUCCACUUCAUUCGAUAUGUUCGACAGAGGUAGGGCUGCGUCUUUGCCCACUGAGCCGCCUUCUUUGCUAGUGUCUCCGGCAGACACUGAUCUGCCGAACUCACCAGUUUCUCUAACUGCACACAAGCAAGCCCAUCUCAGUACCAUAGUUCCCCCCGAUGGAGGGCCAACCCCUCGCCGGUCUGCAUCGACUCCUCGACUAUCUGUUGCCUUCGAACCGUCUCGCCACCGUUCUAUGUCUCUUUUCCACUCCACUGCACCGAAAACUCCAUUUUUUCCCACAAGUCAAACAGGCGAUGAAAGAGCAAUUCCCCAGCCCCCUUCAAAAAGUAUAUUGUCGGCAUCAGUUGAAGGGACCGACGUGGCGCAUUUACGUCCUCCUAUAUCUACUGGGCAGUCAUCACUUGUAUGGAAACUCACAAAAUCUUUCCUCUUUACGGGCUCGUCUCUCUCUCCCGCAACUACUCAGUCUCCCGCCAUAGUCGAAACAAGGCGCUCAUCUUCCAGUCUUGAGCGUCCUUCCACUCCCUUGUCUGAUAGGAAAUGCCUACCGCCGCCCAUUGAAGAUCGUGAGACACCAGAGCUAUACUUGAAAAGGUUGAUUGCGGCAGUAAGCAAAGCUGAAAUUGCGUCCAUCUUGGCGUCAAGGAAAGAGCCAUUCUAUACCACAACUCUGCAACUUUAUUUGUCCAAGUUUGAUUUCCGCUCUGAUCCGCUGGACAUAGCGCUACGGAAGUUCCUGAUGGAUGUGGGCUUACCUCGCGAAACUCAGCAGAUAGACAGAGUUGUUGAAGCAUUUUCGGCUCGCUACGAGACUUGCAAUCCAGGGCUUUUCGCCAACAACGAUCAUGCAUACAUUCUGUCCUUCAGUCUCAUUAUGCUGCAUACGGACGCCUUCAAUCCUUCUAACAAAACCCGUAUGAGGAAGGCUGAUUAUGUCAAGAACACCCGUUUGCCUGGUGUUGCCACCGAAGUAUUGGAGUGCUUUUAUGACAAUACAACAUUUGCCCCGUUUAUAUUUGUGGAGGAUAAUCUUGAUAUAACUGGACAGUUUGGGUAUCUGCCUGAUACUCCCGUGUCAAUCCGGAAUCGCUCGUCCACUCUUGUUUCCGGUCUAAAACCUGGACCGAACCCCCCCACUUCGUCAAGGCGGCGUCUGGAUCCGUAUGUCCUCAUAUCCGAGUUCAUGGAUCCCUCAUACCAUCCCGUUCUCCCUGGAGGGGUUGACCGGACAUUGACGAUUUCCGAAAGGAUACAACGCUUCCAGUCUGCUCCCCGGCUGGGGGUGCUUGAACAGACUCGCAGGCGAAGCAUCCCUCUUCUAUAUGGGGCCACAUCCGAUUUGCCAUCACCAGAAAGCCAUCAAAAGUUUGGGAUGACGAAGCUAGAUGUCAUGGACGAACAUCGGAAGGCCUCAAAUAGGAAGUGGAGGCAAUGGCGUGUUAUUUUGACCGGGUCUCAGUUGUUGUUCUUCAGAGAUCUUUCGUUACUUGUUGGUGUCAAAGAACGGGAUCUGCAUGAGGGCACGGUGCUCAUCGAUAUGAAACCUGAUGAGGUCAUCUCGCUGCAUGAUGCAGUUGCUCUUUUUGACCACUCCUACCACAUGGAUGAUGCAUCGUUUCGCUUUGUGUUGGCCAGCGGCCGACAGUUCAUUGUUAAGGCCGAGAGUCGUGAAGAAGCGUUGGAAUGGAUGUGCUUGAUUAACUUCGCAAGCACUUUCAGGUCGUUGGGGUUGCGAAUUCAGUUCACCUCUGACUACAUUGCGCCCAACCAGCAAGUCCUGGCCCAAGUUCAUCACGAUGUGAAACCCGACACGCCUGAAAUCCUAUCUUCUGUUGCAGAUGGUGCUGCAUCUUCGGGAUUCAAUUUCCCAAACAAGUCGAAUUCUUCUGGUGUGGAUGAAGGUUCAACGAUUGCUGCGCCAGGCGGCCUGGACACAUACCGUGCAGCCUGGGAUUCGCAUACCCUCCGUCAUCGAGUUGGUCUCUUGCGAGGUAAAUUGGAUGAUCUCAACAAGAAAAUCGUGACAACGAAAACCGCGCUUGAUGCAGAAAUGCGACUGAUACGUAAUUUCGAGAUUAUGACACCAUUUGUCCGCACAACACGAGACAGGAUACAAGCUGCUGUAAUAUCACAAGCAAAGCGAGUUCAGCAGCUCCGCCUGGAAAUGGCUCGGCUGUGCCUAUAUCAAACUGUGCUACACGAUGACCUGGACUAUUCGCAAUCACUACUACCUUCCCCCUCCGCCUCUCAUCCCGCCAACGAUGAGUCCCCUGCCUCUUUGGGUGCCCCAUCAAAGCCUCGGGAUGCCAGAUCAGCGGAACUUGCGGUGUCUUCCCUCUCAAUAAGCCAGGUUUCGAAACGACCCGAAUCUUCCAGCGGAUCGUUCUAUUCCGCUCUCGACGUUGAAUUUGCAGAUGCAAUCAAAGGAUUCCCACACACUGUUGUGCCCAUUCCGACCAGUCCUCUGGAUCAGCCGCAUUUCCCCAACCUAUUGUAAGCUUUACAAUCAAGGACACCCCGUUGGUGUUGAUAUUUCCCGCUUCGUCACCUCAUGCGAGGAUGUCAAUUUAUUCGACUUAGUAAGAUAACAAUGUGCUACUCUACACGUAUGCUAUCUAGUCCGCGUGAGAGAAUGGGUAUUAGUGAUUGCACAUUAAUUGUGCUUUUCGAACAAGCUUUUGCGAACGGCUGCUCUUAAUCCCUUUGCCCUCUCCCUUUGCAAGGCGAGACGUUUCGCCUGUAAGGCUUCGCGCUAAUGAACGAAGUCAGACGAACAUCUCACUGGAGAAAAUCUGAGACUGACCUGGCUGGCCUGUUUCAUCUCUCUACGCUUGAGAUUUUCGUAGAGUUUUCUUUUCUUGUUACUCAUUAGCAUUUUGUUCAUGUCUGAAGGAGCGCUCGAGUCUGUC
Molecule: messenger RNA, 3916 nt
Organism: Cantharellus anzutake
Lineage: Eukaryota; Fungi; Basidiomycota; Agaricomycetes; Cantharellales; Hydnaceae
Exons: 8
Coding region: 157-3504 (1115 amino acids)
Biological process (GO): regulation of ARF protein signal transduction
Molecular function (GO): guanyl-nucleotide exchange factor activity
Source: RefSeq, a predicted model, not a curated record